GCGGCUAUCGACUAUCGAUGAUGUAGUUGAUUCAUAUAGAAUGAACCUUUCCCCGCCUAGCUGUCGUCCGUCCCUGGCGAUGCCCAUCUCUCAACAGCCUCAUAUCUGACAAUUGAUAUUGAAGAGUUCCCGGAAAUGGGCCGCCUUCCUACAUAUUUUCGGCGCGAUGAUGCCGUCAGUCAUCCAACUACCGAGUCUACUCCCAAGUCGAGCGAAAUCACAACCGAGAACACGAUACCUGUUGACCCAUGGAUGAUCGUGGUCAUCGUGGCCGGUAUCCUGAUCGUCGUAACGCUCGCCAUCGUCAUGUGCAUGCACUUUUUCAAGUCACGGCGGGCACGAAAAACAACCGGUUUCCAACCGGUCAAAGAAGAAGAAAAGAACUCGACAUACCCACCCAAGCGCAGAUCGGGUAGGGCCGACCGACAGACGCUCGAGGAUCAGGAGCGCGACCUCAUGAUUCGCAAAUCACUCGCCAGCCGAAGCUCAUUAGCGGCCAGCGACCCCAUCUCUCAGAUACCAUCCCCCGAGGAGCAGCAGCACAGCGGGGACUACCAUCCUGAGGUAGUGUCACCCGAAGAGCCCAGCAGAAGAGAGUACCAUCUCGCGCAUCCACUGGGAGACGAGAGCGAGAGGACGAGUUUGCGGGAGGACUGGAAGGCGUGGGAGGCGCGUGUGCAGACGGAGAGGAGAAGCUCGAAUCCGGGAGGUGUCGGGCACGACCAACAUCCGGCGUUUGCAUCGUAUCUCUCCGUGCCGCAACCUACGCGCAUGGCGUCGCCUGUUCGUGGCGGUCCCAGCGUCUAUCGUCACAUCUAGACCUUUUCUCCUCGGCUGGGAAAUACUUACUCGUUCGUCAUUAUGGGUAGAUGUCGAGAAGCAAUUAUUGAUUUGGGGGCCGACUCGACUACUACCUACCUGCAUACAUACUUACCUACAACAA
This is a messenger RNA of Xylaria bambusicola, 943 nucleotides long. RefSeq lists its product as uncharacterized. The transcript has a single exon. The coding region runs from base 136 to 819 and encodes 227 amino acids. The record is from RefSeq and is a predicted model, not a curated record. NCBI's taxonomy places the organism in Eukaryota, Fungi, Ascomycota, Sordariomycetes, Xylariales, Xylariaceae.